Molecule: messenger RNA, 918 nt
Organism: Trametes versicolor FP-101664 SS1
Lineage: Eukaryota; Fungi; Basidiomycota; Agaricomycetes; Polyporales; Polyporaceae
Exons: 3
Coding region: 1-918 (305 amino acids)
Source: RefSeq, a predicted model, not a curated record
AUGUCCGACACCGCCGAGUCGCUCACCCUCCCUGUCGAGACGGCACCGCUCUUGGAGAUGGCUAAUAUGGACUGGCCGCGUCUGCAUACGCUGUCGCUCACCGGGCGAUAUACCCAUCCAAAUCAAUGUCGUGCUAUCCCCCUCCUCCUUCUGCGCAUGCCGAACCUGCGCUCACUCUCGGUCAAAGUGAUGCAGUGCGAAGUAAUGCGACGUCCCCUUCUGCUCAAGGAGCCUCCGGAUACUAGCUACCGCCUACGGUCAUUGACGAUCUCGUAUCCGAACCCGGAAGAUCCGAUUUUCUCGUAUAUCGGAGAUGGUCUAACUUCCCUCUCGCUCCGCGAUAGUCCGAGGCACUACUUUGCGUCUCGUUACAGCCGUCGAUACCUCCCAGCCAUAUUCCCGAUCCUCAGGGCGUCCGAAUGUUUAGCCAUCCUGAAGCGCGUCUCCGCCCCUCGACUCUCGGUACUCGAACUAGUCUAUCAGACCGACGCCGCUGAGGAUGAGCUCCUGCAGUAUCUUCCAAUGGCGUUCCCCCUUCUCCAGGAAAUCGAGUUGCACCGAUACAAAGCAUCCCUCAAAGACACCGUCCCCUAUCUGCAUAUCGCACAGACGCUGAAGCUCAAUAAGUACCUACGCGCGCUCUACCUCAACGUCGACAUCAAGGAUCGUUCGUUCCGAUAUGAAAUCCUCCGCGCCGACUCAGGGAAGAACCGCAGACAACGUGGGCUGGAACUCGUGAGCGUCUUGCAAAGCGGCACAUAUUUCGAGUACGUCGCGCUGCCCCUCCACACUCACACAGCGGGCACGUGGACCCUGUAUCGUCCGGCGUGGUCGCCCCACGGGACCGUCGACGAGAACUCGCCCCACGCGAUAGACUCGCCUGCGUAUCUUCGUACGGACAAAAGACAUGUUAGAUAA